Messenger RNA from Ixodes scapularis (black-legged tick), 1236 nucleotides. RefSeq names its product E3 ubiquitin-protein ligase makorin-1-like. Gene Ontology annotation, molecular function: ubiquitin protein ligase activity; metal ion binding. The transcript is spliced from 2 exons. The record is from RefSeq and is a predicted model, not a curated record. Bases 1 to 1236 code for a protein of 411 amino acids. Gene Ontology annotation, biological process: protein polyubiquitination. NCBI's taxonomy places the organism in Eukaryota, Metazoa, Arthropoda, Arachnida, Ixodida, Ixodidae.
AUGACCUCCAAUCGGGAAAAUCUACACAACGUGUGCAGGCACUACCUCCGAGGGAACUGCAUGUACGGAAGCAGGUGUCGCUAUGAACAUAUCCCGGCUGGUCGAGGGCACGCCAACAAACCCAAGAACAGCCGAAAAGGUCAGAGCCGACAUCGCACCAAUGACGGGCACCGAGAGCCGAGCCACACGUCGCUCGCAGCGUCCUCUUCGGGCAGCUCGGCGGAAGGCCAGGGAUCCGGACUGCCUUCAUCGAGGGUGACACAGAAGAACGGUGGGGUCUCCCCCUACUCGGACACCGAUGCCGGGCCGCGAAAGCUCGAUACGCAUAAGGCGCCAUUGAACUGGGUCGACGCGCCUGAAUUCGUACCCAAAAGCGAAAGCGGCGUGCAAACGUCAGCGGAAUCCCACGCACGCCAUCACGAGGAGGCUCCGCAACAGACGCAGGAUGUUAUAGGAGGCGCACUGAAGCCGCUCUGCCCUUUCAGAGCGACCAGCGAAGGUUGCCUCCUAGGCAAACGGUGCUUGAAGGCGCACCCCGAGCAGUGCGACCUGUGUCAGAAGUGGUGUCUUCAUCCUGACGACCAAGAGCAGCGGAGGCAGCACAAAGAGGAGUGUGUCCAGAAGCACGAGGAAGACAUGGAACUCUCUUUCGCCGUGCAGCGCAGCGCGGACAAAAGCUGCGGCAUCUGCAUGGACGUGGUCAUCGACAAGGAACCUAGCUCAGAGCGACGGUUCGGCAUCCUGGAGAAGUGCUGCCACGUCUUCUGCCUCAGCUGCAUCCGGAAAUGGCGAGGCUCCAAAGAGUUCGACAGUACGACCGUACGCUCUUGCCCAGAGUGCCGCACUCAGUCGGACUUUGUCACUCCGAGCAGCUUCUGGGUGGAAGUGGGACCCGAAAAGGACAAGCUCAUAGCAGAGUACAAGAAGGCCAUGAGCGUCAAGCCGUGCAGGUAUUUUCAAGAGGGCCGAGGCAUCUGCCCCUUCGGGAGGGCCUGCUUCUACCAGCACUUGUACCCGGACAGACGCGAGGCGGUGCUGCCCCCGCCCCGGCGCAGGAGGAGGGAGAACAGGGCAUCCGAUAUCCAGACGCUCCACGGCAUGUACCUUUGGGAUUUCCUCGACCUCGGCGACCACCUUCUGUUCCCGACGUUCAACCAAAUGCUUCCCACCGUCCCGGACACCGACGACGAGGAAAUCGAAUGGAACAGCCUUCUCGAGCGCUACGCCGCCUUCUGA